Messenger RNA from Apiotrichum porosum, 195 nucleotides. RefSeq names its product snoRNP complex protein (gene NOP10). Gene Ontology annotation, biological process: ribosome biogenesis; positive regulation of telomerase RNA localization to Cajal body; snRNA pseudouridine synthesis. Lineage: Eukaryota; Fungi; Basidiomycota; Tremellomycetes; Trichosporonales; Trichosporonaceae. The record is from RefSeq and is a predicted model, not a curated record. Bases 1 to 195 code for a protein of 64 amino acids. Gene Ontology annotation, cellular component: box H/ACA snoRNP complex; box H/ACA telomerase RNP complex. Gene Ontology annotation, molecular function: box H/ACA snoRNA binding; telomerase RNA binding. The transcript has 4 exons.
AUGCACCUUAUGUACACCACCGACGACAAGGGAAACCGCGUCUACACCCUCAAGAAGGUCAACGCCGAGGGCAAGCCCACCAAGUCGGCUCACCCCGCCCGCUUCUCGCCCGACGACAAGUUCUCGCGUCACCGUGUCACCAUCAAGAAGCGCUUCGGCAUCCUCCCCACCCAGCUCCCCAGCAAGCCCCUCUAA